Messenger RNA from Monopterus albus (swamp eel), 1026 nucleotides. Its product is annotated as dynein light chain 4, axonemal. Lineage: Eukaryota; Metazoa; Chordata; Actinopteri; Synbranchiformes; Synbranchidae. Gene Ontology annotation, biological process: microtubule-based process. Gene Ontology annotation, cellular component: dynein complex. The transcript has 4 exons. The record is from RefSeq and is a predicted model, not a curated record. The coding region runs from base 128 to 448 and encodes 106 amino acids.
GUAGUAGGCGGGACUUCCCUGUACGGACGUCCCUUGUUUAAAAUGUCUCCUUAACAACCGAGCUGGGAGUCAAACAGCAGAAGUUUUCGCUGGAUAAACGCUUGGUAAAUAGCCACAUUGAGUCGGAAUGGCUGGAACUGGCGAGGGAAAGAAAGAAGAGGCCGACUAUAAGAGACUGCACAGCUUUCCUCUUAUUAGGCACACGGACAUGCCAGAGGAAAUGAGGGUUGAGACCAUGGAGCUUUGUGUAACAGCCUGUGAAAAAUUUGCCACCAACAAUGAGAGUGCAGCGAAGAUGAUCAAGGAGUCGAUGGACAAGAAAUUUGGCAGCUCGUGGCACGUGGUGAUCGGUGAAGGCUUUGGCUUCGAGGUCACACACGAGGUGAAGAACCUGCUCUACAUGUUCUUUGGAGGGAGCCUGGCCGUGUGCGUGUGGAAGUGCUCCUAGCAGCUCCCCUCUGACGAGGUCACUGGUCUGGGAUUGAACACACCAGCCACCAGCCAGAUGCUGGUUACAUUUGUGUUGCGGCAGAUCAGUUUGUCCACGCUGUCAGCCACUGUGGCAGAUAAUUGUUUGUGAAUCUCAUCCAGUUGAAAAAUUUAGUUGGCAGAGAAGAUACUUGAAAGGGGAUUUUGAAUGCAGCAGUCACUUUGGCUGGUGGGCAUAAACAGAGCCCUGCCUUGUCCAUCACAAUUUUUUUCCCACUCUUCUUUUUCUCUGAAGCCGUAUCCAUGGUCCUAAACGUGUGAACAUGCAUGAGUAAGCAAGUUCAACUUUUACGAACACUACAGCCAGCCAGGGUCUCCAAAGUCCUUUAUCCUCAUUCAGGGAGUGCAUGUGUGUGUGAGUGAAUUUAUAUGUUUGUGUGUGCUGGACACACACUGUGUUUUUUUUAAAUAACAUUACAUUGUCACCUCCCUCGGCAGGUUGUGCGACAGUAAACUGUCCGCGCCAUCUCUGAGGUUUCACGCGUGUCUUUCUCUUUCUCAAGCCGCACUAGUCUUUCAAUAAAAUUUGUAAUCUUU